GGUGGGACUACAAGCCACCUAAAUCACGACUGUCACGGUCUUACGAUUUUGAGCGAGCACAAGCAUUAGACGUUGUAUGGCGUAGCACACAGUGUCGCUCCAAACGCAAAAUCCAGCUCAUUGGCACAAGCUGGGCGUGCCACGGCAGAGGCCGGACAAGGGAUUCAUCUCGGUGCCUGGGCUGCAGAAGAUGAGAUGAAUGAUGGCAAGCAUCUCGGACAAGAUUAGGCAAGAUUCGAUUAAACACCACAAAACAUGUCAACACUCGAACCUCGAACCGAUGCCAACGACCUCAAUGUCGUCGUUGCAGUGCUUGGUGGCUUCAUGGCGCUGUAUGGACUCAUCGCGGUCAAGAUCAAGACGGCUUGGUAUCUCGGGGAGGCGCUACCAGCUAUGCUGGUAGGCAUCCUGCUCGGCCCGUACCUUGCUGACCUUCUCAACGCCACGAGAUGGGCUGUCCCGCCAGCUCCGAACCAGCUGGACGAAAUCGCUUUGGGGGUGAUGAGAAUCAUGAUUGCGAUUCAACUGAUGACAGUCUGCCUCGUCCCCAUCAUGAUCAUCAUGUGGUUCUGCACGUCGGGCUGUAUCCUCGCCACCAUGCCUGACCUCCCUUUCCUCUCGGCCCUCGUGAUUGGCGCGUGCGUCACCUCGACCGACCCGAUCCUCUCGCAGGCAAUCGCCAAGGGCGCGUUCGCGGAGCGCUACGUUCCGGCCCGACUGCGUGAGCAGAUCUCUGCCGAGGCCGGCGCCAACGACGGCUUCGCCUCGCCGUUUCUCAUGCUGGCGAUCAAUCUCAUGACGAGCAGGCCCGCCGGCGAGCAGGGCGUGGGCAUCGCCAUGGGCAACUGGUUCAUCGGCACCCUCGUGUACUUUGUGCUCCUGGCGGUUGCAGUUGGGGCGGUGGCUGGCACGCUUGCGCGGUUCGCGGUCGAGUUUGCGCUGUCGAGGAAGUGGAUCAAUACGGAAGGAUAUUUGCUGUUUCCAACAGCUCUUGGGCUCUUUAUUGUCGGCUGCUGCGGCGCCAUGGGAACAAGUGACCUCCUCGCGCGCUUCACCGCAGGCUGCGCGCUCAACUGGGACGGGCGGUUCCUGGCCGAGUCCGUCCGGCGGCACGACGAGGUCAACUCGAGCGUCGACGCGAUCCUCAACCUCGGCGGGUUCAUGUACAUUGGCACCGUGCUGCCCUGGCACGAUGGGAUAACGUACCCGCGCCUCCUCGCGCUGUCGUUCAUGGUCCUGCUGCUCCGGCGCAUCCCCGCCCUGCUGCUCAUGUACCGCGCCAUGCCGCGCGUCGUGCGCAGCUGGCGCGAGGCCGUCUUCAUGGGCUACUUUGGGCCGAUCGGCGUCGGCGCUGUGUACUACCUCCAGAGCACGCGGCACGUGUACUUUGACCCGGACCUGAGCGACCCGGCGAGUCGGAAGUUGUUGGAGGCGCUGAGUCCUAUCGUCUACUUCCUCGUCUUCUUCUCCAUUGUCGUGCACGGCCUGUCGAUUCCGCUGCUCAACUUGAUGUACUGGUACUUUGACGUCCAACCGGUCGAGGGCGGGAUGCCACGGCUCGCCGCCGGGGAAGCAACCUAGCGCCGUAUGGUUCAGGAGUGCCAAUGUUCAUAGCCACAGGGAGAUCUCCCACGGAACAGCAAAGCGGAAGACCUUAUGUUGGUCGAGCACCUGAUUUGGAAGACAAAGGACGGGCAAUCCCAGUGGGGUGAGGGAAGUGCCAGUAAAAUACCAGACAGCACACUAGACUGCGCCGCCUAGGCGUGCCUUGAGAGAUGCGGUGUUCUAUUCCCCAAAGGGACACGCACAAUCGCAUUUUAGCAUCAUAUCGGAG
Molecule: messenger RNA, 1834 nt
Organism: Microdochium trichocladiopsis
Lineage: Eukaryota; Fungi; Ascomycota; Sordariomycetes; Xylariales; Microdochiaceae
Product: Cation/H+ exchanger
Exons: 7
Coding region: 256-1581 (441 amino acids)
Biological process (GO): regulation of membrane potential; proton export across plasma membrane; sodium ion export across plasma membrane
Cellular component (GO): plasma membrane
Molecular function (GO): sodium:proton antiporter activity
Source: RefSeq, a predicted model, not a curated record